AUGGAGAUCGCGAUGCGCCGUCGAACUUUCUGCGGCAAGACUCACCUGCGCCGCCUUAAGGCGGAGCGCUCGAGUCUCUCCAAGCUCGACGACGAACAGCCCAAGCCGUCGCUUCCCAGUCCGCGCCCCAUCCGACUUCUGCACGAGAGCGCCAUGGCCGAGCUCUACCAGGAGCAGCAGCGCCCAUCAUCUCACUCUCGUUCGAGCCGUCGCCCAGCAUCCUCUUCCGCUUCGUCCUUCUCGUCUUCAGAAUCAUCGACGGCCUCACUACGCCGACUCCUGGAAGAAUCAGAAGAGCAACUUGCUCGAGCCCUUGCUCAAGCAGAAGGAGGCACAGCCGACGCCGCUCAGUUAGACGAACUCAACGCUCGAGUGGCAGCCUUCUCCGCCGCGUCCUCCUUACUUCGAGCAAGUAUCUCCAGCAGUGCGUUACUCGGAGGAGGCCCCGACUCCGACGAACAGCCGCGAGCGGACGCCCCGAUAAUGAGUUUGUCCGCUCCUGCCACUAUUACUGGCGGCAACAUCGCAGUCUUGGAUUCAAGCGACAGCAUUGACAUAACACGACGACGCGAAUGCCAGAUCUGUUUUGACAAGCUGGACGCUCUUCAAGCGCACGUGUGUAUUUCAUGCUGUGGAUCUUUUUGCGCCAGUUGCACACGUUGGUACAUCGAGUACAAAGUGCUGGAAGGCGAAGUCUCGCAGAAGAAGAUGGUCUGUCCAGCACCACAGUGUACACGUCCGCUAUCUGAGGAGCUCAUUGAAGCCUUGGUGUCGCCUGAUACGUUCACCAAGUACAAAAAGUUCCUCAAGAACCAGAAGGUCGGUAUCCGUUUCUGCCCGCGUGCUGGUUGCUGCGCCGUCUUGGAUGAGCCGCUCAAUUCCACUGUACGUAGAGUCAAAUGCCAGGCAUGCAAGCACGAGUCGUGUAUGCGUUGUGGCGGAGACUUCCACAAAAUCCCGACGUGUCGUCGUGUGGAGAGGCGCUUUGGACACUGGAAGAAGCGGCACAAUGUGCGAGCGUGCCCAAGCUGUAAAGCUGUCAUCGAAAAGCAAGGCGGAUGCUCGCACAUGAAGUGCUUCCAGUGCGACCAGGAGUUUUGCUGGUCGUGUCUGUGCUCUUGGGAUAACCACGAUGAAACACUGUGUCUACCGCUGAGUUUCCUGCGCUCCAAGAGCCGCAAAUACGGCUGUUGGGCGCCAAUGCGUGUCGUCACCAAGACAGCGAUCGUAGGGGUAGCAGCAGUCGUGGCUGUUGCCGGAGCAGGACUUGCUGUUGUAGUGCUGCCGCCAGUGCUAGGAUACCAGUACGCCAAGGACUCGUACAGACGCCACAAGUAUGCGCGUGCGUCUUAUCUCCGCGUGAUGGACGGAGACGCUUAUCUUCAUUAA
Phytophthora nicotianae INRA-310 is the source of this 1389-nucleotide messenger RNA. RefSeq lists its product as hypothetical. Gene Ontology annotation, cellular component: ubiquitin ligase complex; cytoplasm. Gene Ontology annotation, molecular function: ubiquitin conjugating enzyme binding; ubiquitin protein ligase activity; zinc ion binding. Gene Ontology annotation, biological process: ubiquitin-dependent protein catabolic process; positive regulation of proteasomal ubiquitin-dependent protein catabolic process; protein polyubiquitination. The record is from RefSeq and is a predicted model, not a curated record. Lineage: Eukaryota; Oomycota; Peronosporomycetes; Peronosporales; Peronosporaceae. The transcript has a single exon. The coding region runs from base 1 to 1389 and encodes 462 amino acids.